Messenger RNA from Monodelphis domestica (gray short-tailed opossum), 4715 nucleotides. RefSeq names its product adenylate kinase 3 (gene AK3). Gene Ontology annotation, cellular component: mitochondrion. Gene Ontology annotation, biological process: nucleobase-containing compound metabolic process. The record is from RefSeq and is a predicted model, not a curated record. Gene Ontology annotation, molecular function: ATP binding; AMP kinase activity. Lineage: Eukaryota; Metazoa; Chordata; Mammalia; Didelphimorphia; Didelphidae.
GAAGAAAAGAAAGAAUUAAGGGAAAGGCCAUGAUUAGGAGGAUCUCAGUAAUCAGAAUGAAAACAGGCCAUUUUUUGUUGGCAAAUCCACAGCUGGAGUUGUAGUGGGGAAGGCGGGCAGCUGAGUGGGGCGGGCACUUGGCGGUGCGGUCUGCUCACUUCCGGGAGGCGGCCUCCUUAGCUUCGGAGCCGGACGAACUUCAGCUCGGCCUUGUUGCUGCCGCCGGCAUUUUUCCUUUGCACCCUUGCCCUGCUAGAAUCCCCUCUGCAGCCCUCCACUAUACGCGAUGCACGGGAGGGGCUGUUGAGCUAAGGGGACCCACGCACGGGCUGGCCGAAGAGACGUAUCUAGUUCCUACUGGAUUUAAGCUGAGGGUUCGGCGCGCAGGCUGGCUGACUGAGAUGGGGUCGGCGGGGCGCGUUCUUCUGCGGGCGGUAAUCAUGGGGCCCCCAGGCUCUGGCAAGGGAACCGUGUCAUCUCGCAUCAUCAAACACUUCGACUUGAAGCAUCUCUCCAGCGGCGACCUUCUCCGAGACAACAUGAAUAAGGGAACAGAAAUUGGUGUGCUUGCCAAGACCUUCAUUGAUCAGGGAAAACUCAUACCAGAUGAUGUCAUGACUCGGUUGGCCCUCCAUGAACUGAAAAAUCUAGCUCAGUAUAGUUGGUUAUUGGAUGGUUUUCCCAGGACUGUCCCACAAGCUGAAGCUUUGGACAAAGUUCACCAGAUAGAUACAGUGAUUGAUCUGAAUGUACCCUUUGAGAUUAUUAAGCAACGUCUUACCUCUCGCUGGAUUCAUCCAAGUUCUGGUCGAGUUUACAACACAGAAUUCAACCCUCCCAAAAAAAUUGGCAUUGAUGAUAUUACUGGAGAGCCUCUUAUACAGCGUGAAGAUGAUAAACCAGAAACUGUUACCAAGAGACUAAAGGCUUAUGAAGCCCAAACAAAACCUGUGCUGGAGUAUUACCGGAACAAAGGUGUAUUGGAAACUUUUUCUGGAACAGAAACCAAUAAGAUCUGGCCCCAAGUAUAUGCUUUCCUCCAAACAAAAUUGCCAGAUAUAAGUGAGAAAGAAGCAUCGACUCCAUGAAGAAUAAUAUAUCAUCAGAAGAGGAGCAGGAAACUGGUUUGCAUUGUCAAGGAGCUUCUGAAUGAUGGUUUCCUGAUAUGUAUAUGAAUUCUCCUAAGAUCAUGAUCUACUCUCAUUUUUGCUAUUUUUCCUGGACACUAAGCAAUGGUUUAAAGAUGUUAGUUUCUUAAAUUCUUAUUGUCGUGACCUGGUUUUCAUCUCCUGGUGGUUUAUGUAGUUUUUUAAAAAUCCUAUUUAUGGAUCUAAUCAUACUUCAUUUUGUAAAAUGGCAAAGCCAAAAGGAUAACUAGUCAUUUAAAAAACAAUACAAUGUACUUUUAGUAAGUGAGUAGCUUUUAGUGUUUCUCUCUUUUUCAGAAAAAGAAUCAAUGUUUACAUAGCACUAACUGAGGUAAAAUGCAUCAUUCAGAGGCAUUCUCUUCCCCUUUACCUUUUUAGAUUAAAGCCAUGACAAAAUGCCUUCUUCUGACUUUCACUCAGAAGUUUCCAGGACUGUGUUCUUUAGCCACCUGGCGGAUCUGUCUUAGAGAAUCACUAAUACAGUGUCACAUUUAACUAUGCCUUGAAUAAGGCAUGUAUGAGUCAGCCUUAAGAGGCAGCUAUGGCUAAGUGAUUAAAAAGCACUAGUGCUCGUCAUGAAGUUCUGAUUUCAAAUCCAGUCUUAGAUACUUCCUUGCAGUAUGACCCUGGGCAAGUCACUUAACCUCUGAUUUCUAGGUAAAAGAUUCUAGUGCAGAAGAAAAUGGCAAGUCACUCCAGUAUCCUUACCAAGAAAAUUCAUUGAAUAGCUAUGGUCCAUGGGGUCAUAAAGAGCCAGGCACACAUGAACAACAAGAACAAAUGAGUCAGCCUUAUUAGAUGACUAGACUGUGCUUAUUUUAUUGGUCAGGAUCCUCUCUUUUAAUUCUGCCUGUUCAAAAGUAACACAGGCAAACUAUCAAGCAGAAUGCUGGCUUUAGAGUCAAGAAACUUGAGUUCUAAUCCUGACUCCUGCUACUUGAUAAUCUUGGGAAAGAUCAUUUAACUUCUCUAGGUUUCACAGUGACCUCAUUUCUUAAAAUAAGGAGAUUGAACUAGAUGACCCAGUAAAGUUUCCUCCCUUUCUAAAUCAAUUAUGAUGACAUAAACUAUUAGAAAAUGCAGUGCUCAUUAGCAAAACAGUCAGUCUUUCAUUUGCAAAGGACUUUAGGGAGUACUAUUAUGUAUAUAAUCUUAUUUGAUUGUGACAACAAAUGUGUAAAAGAGAUGCUAAAGAAAUGAAUAAUUAUUCUCAUUUUGUGUUUAGUUGUGUCCCACUCUUCGUGACCCUAUGGACCAUCACACCUCCAUUUUCUCCCAAGAAGCCUGUCCAAGCUCAUGCUCAUUGCCUCCAUGAUACUAUCCGUCCAUCUCAUCCUUUGCCAUUCCCUUUUACUUUUGCCUUCAGAUUUCCCAACACCAGGCUCUUUUGCAAUGAUUCCUGUCGUCUCAUUAUAUGGCCAAAGUAUUUUGUCUUCAGUAUUUGUCUUCUAAUGAAUAGUCUUGGAAGGUGAGACUCAGAAGUAUUAUCUUGUUCUAAGCCUCAAAACCACUUAGUGCCACUUUCUACAGAUAACUUGGUCAUCAUGUCCAUUGAUCUUUUUUCUUUUGAAAGUAUUUGCUUUCACUGGGGUAUAUGAUACACCAGAGAUUGACAUAAUGAAUUUCCUUGAUAAUCAAUGCAGGGGUAUAAUUUUCCUCCCAAAUGGAAAGUUCUCAAUUAGGAUAUUAUAAUCUCAUUCUUUUCUAGUCAAGAAAUAUGGGCUUUAGGAUAUAAUUUAUGGGUUUCCCUCCCUUGUUCUUACUUAUAUUUCUGUCGGCAAUCUAUCCUUAUGGAUUCCAUGCUAACAUCCGAGAAAGAAGCAAAAGGUAAUCUAUGGUACUCUGCGGAGUAAAUGUGUUUCCUGAAGUAAGCAUGGGGCCUUGCAUAGAAUAGGCUCGGAAUCAUUAGUAAUGGUGGUUGUUAGUUUUCUACUCCCUAAUUUUUGGGCAUCUUGAUAGCAGUCGCUUUACUGUAGAAGUAGCAGGUAGAAUAAUGUGUAGCAAGGGUUGCCAUUCCAUAUGAAGAAACAGACUUAGAAGGAGCAGACGAUUGUAUAGUUUGGGGAAGAAUGUUAUUAUUUAAAAAAAAAUUCUGACAAAAGAAUGAUACUGACCCCCUUAUCUUAAUUUUUGGAAAGGAAACAUCCAGAAUGUAUGGGUGGUUAUUAAGUCACUUCAUGUCUCUGGGUCUCGGUUUCUUCAUCCCCAAGAUGGGGACAAUAGUACCUACCUCAAAGGGUUAGUGUGAGGAUCAAAGUAAUGCAUGUAAUGUGCUUUGUGAACCUUAAAGUGCUUUACAAAUGUGAAUGAUUAUGAAAUAUUUUUAGUAGAGUAGGAUAGCAGUAGUAGUCAAGGCUUACAUUUCCAUUGCAUUUUCCUCAUAACCCUAUGAGAAUCCAUAGGUAGGAUGAGUAUUUGUCCUCCCACCCCAAUCUGAUAGAUGAAAUUGACUUGCCUAGGUCACACAUCCAAUAAGUGUCAGAGAUAGGAUUUAAACUCCAAUUUCCUGAUUCCUGGGUUUUUUUGCUUCACUUAUUGUGGCCAGUUGAGAAUACUGGUACAGCAUAAAUAGAAUACUAGGCUUAGUUUAGCAAUACCUGAGUUCAAAUCUUGUCUCAGACACUUAUUGUGUGAUCUAGGCAAAUCACUUUUCUUCUCUCAAGCCUCAGUUUCCUCAUAUGAAAAAUGAGAGGGUUGAACUUUUGAUGGCCUUCUAGUCCCUUCCAGCUCAAAAUCUAUAUUCGUAUGAAUUGAAAUUGUGCCAUCAGAGUGGAACAAGAAAUUGUCAUGGUUUGGGUGACUUACCUGCCUUUCCUUCUCCACAGAUUAUAUUUUGAUAGCAGAUCACUUAAGUGCUAUAUAAAGUUUGCCAUUGUCUUUGAAAACUUGUUUUGUUGUUAUUGUUCAGUUUGAGUCAUGUCUGACUCAUGAGCCCAUUUGGGAUUUUCUUGGCAAAGAUAACUGGAGUUGUUUGCCAUUUCUUUCUCCAGCUCAUUUUACAGAUGAGGAAACUGAGGCAAACAGCAUUAAACUUGGCCUGCUUCCUUUCCUGAGAUUUUCUUCCAGGCAUAGUUAAGCAUAUGGAAGGGGGGCGGAAGCAUUUCCUCCCCUACUUAGCACUUCUCACUCUCAUACAGUUGUUCUUUUUCAAGAAAAAUGGAAUAGGGGCAGCUGGGUGUCUCAGUGGAUUGAAAGUCAGGCCUAGAAACUAGAGUUCUAGGUUCAAAUCUGACUUCAGACACUUCCUAACUAUGUGGGCAAAUCACUUAACCCCCAUUGCCUAGCCCUUACCACUCUUCUGACUUAGAACCAAUAUACAGCAUUGAUUCUAAGAUGGAAGGUAAAAGUUAAAAAAAAAAGGAUGGAAUGAAUCAUUUUGAAAGGAUUACCACUAUUACUUCCCUUUUUGAUACAUUUUUCUUUCACUUUGUAUAAGACUUUCUGUAAUGCCUUAUGUGAGUAUCACAGAAUACCCAUUUCUUACAAAAUAAUUGUGGAAUAUUAGACUGAUGCAAAAUAGCAUUAGAUUAUAAAGCAUGCUUUAUAAUAAAAUCAAUUAUGUCAAAA